Molecule: messenger RNA, 1110 nt
Organism: Penicillium oxalicum
Lineage: Eukaryota; Fungi; Ascomycota; Eurotiomycetes; Eurotiales; Aspergillaceae
Exons: 3
Coding region: 1-1110 (369 amino acids)
Source: RefSeq, a predicted model, not a curated record
AUGCCGGACUCUAUCACCGACGAAAAGUCGGUAAUCAACGACGAGCAAUGGCAUGAACCACUCCGUGCCGACAUCUCUCUACCAGACGACGAUGCGCAGCGCAGCAACGCAACAAUGGGAAGACGGUCAUGGUCAAAUCGCCUCCAAGCGCUAUCGCAAAUACUGGACCAUGCAACCGAUAGUGACGAGCCUACACCCGAAUGCGACAGAAUUGUACAAGCGCACCUCGACGCUCUUGAAUCAAUCUUUCGUAACCCACGGCGGGAGCUGACUGGGGAAAACUCAGGGCAAUCGCCGCCGGUCCCUGGCAAUGGCAUUUGGAAAGACUCGACUGAUCAAGACGCAACGAUCCAAACAACAGUCUCUAUGCAGACCGGUCGUCAUGAUCAUACCGCGACUCUGGCGCAUUUGACGCAUCUACUCAGCGAACUCACCUUGCUGAACGCAGAAGUGGAGCGACGACGCAACGAAGCCCGCGAAAUCCGCGAAAGAUAUGAAGAGAGAUGCCGUGGGCUGACCCGAAAUGUCGCCGAACUAGAAGAAGAAAUAUCGGAAUUACAUUCUGAUCUCAUCGAGGAUGCAAUCGAUCUCGAGUGCCUACAGGGCACGGUGAAGGGACUGCAUGAAUGGACCGACCGAGCACAUGACGAGCAGGAAAGGAAUCGAGCAUUGAGAGUCGAUCUUACAUCACACCACAGCCCUCGACGGUCUUGGAUGGGCCGUAAGGAUAAGGGAGGUCGAAGGGACAGAGACCGAGAUGCUGAGAUGGACUGCGAGAAGAUACUGGAAGGAAUCGCUGCUUGGAUGCGCGGGUGGAGGGACGUCGAGGAGGAAUUUCAAAUACGAGCGCGAGCUCGACGGAUGAGGAGAGAUCAAAGGCAGGAACAUCUCAUCCGAGCCGCGGAGAUGUCUGUCUCACUAGGAAACGAGUCUGGUCACGCGUCCUCCCAUUCGAAGAGUGCGCCCAGGUCUCGCGUUCGACUUGAGGUCGAAGAAAUGCCCAGAGGUCUCGUGCGCAGCAACGAAAACGCUUUACCAACAGCAUCAAGUCACGUUUAUAUCUCUUCAUUCCGCGAAAUCAAGGAGGAUGCGACUUCGUUUCGCAUCUAG